Oncorhynchus masou masou (cherry salmon) is the source of this 3625-nucleotide messenger RNA. Its product is annotated as GTP-binding protein Rheb-like. Bases 240 to 851 code for a protein of 203 amino acids. The record is from RefSeq and is a predicted model, not a curated record. Gene Ontology annotation, biological process: small GTPase-mediated signal transduction. Gene Ontology annotation, molecular function: GDP binding; GTPase activity; GTP binding. The transcript is spliced from 9 exons. Lineage: Eukaryota; Metazoa; Chordata; Actinopteri; Salmoniformes; Salmonidae. Gene Ontology annotation, cellular component: plasma membrane.
UUGGUGAGAUAGCAAAGGGGAGUGACGCAGUUAUUAUAGAUGCCAUGCCCAACGUCUCUAUUAAAUCUACAGGAAUGUCUAAUCUGUAGAUAUAUGUUUUAUCCUUUGAGAAUAAAUAGUGAUUUAAAAUAAAAACAGAGGAUUUGUUGACCGGCUCUCCUCGUGAUAUUCUAAUGCCGUUGAUGUUGGAGGUUGCUACCAUCCACCUCGAGGACUAGCUGCGGUAGCCAGCACGAGAUAUGCCGCAGCCCAAAUCACGAAAAAUUGCCAUCCUCGGGUACAGAUCCGUAGGAAAGUCCUCGCUAACAAUUCAGUUUGUGGAAGGCCAGUUUGUUGACUCCUAUGACCCAACAAUAGAAAACACGUUCACCAAGAUGAUCACGAUAAACGGACAAGAAUACCACCUGCAGUUGGUAGACACAGCGGGACAGGAUGAGUACUCUAUAUUUCCUCAGACCUAUUCCAUAGAUAUCAAUGGAUACAUCCUGGUCUACUCUGUCACAUCUAAUAAAAGGAUUUUACUCGAAGCUGAUUCAGCUAAACAAGGUCUGGAUGAGCAGCUGAAUCAGUUUAUGUCAGUAGUUCAGGUUAUCCAUGAAAAACUUCUGGAUAUGGUGGGGAAAGCUCAAGUACCUAUUAUAUUGGUGGGGAAUAAGAAUGACCUGCACAUGGAACGGGUGAUCAGCUGUGAGGAAGGGAAGGCCCUAGCAGACUCCUGGAACGCUGCCUUCAUGGAGUCCUCAGCUAAGGAGAACCAGACGGCAGUGGAGGUGUUCAAGACCAUGAUCCUGGAGGCGGAGAAGCUGAAAGGCGGCGUCCAACCAGGGAAGACUUCCUGCUCCCUCAUGUAGAGCUGCCAAACAAUCAAACACAGGAUAGGACACUGCACUGGGAUAUCCCGUUACUUGAAGGCUUCCUGCCAGUUCCAACUACUACUUCUCAACUGUCAGCAGUUGUCAUCAACUGUUUAUUUACCUGUAUUUUUGUUUCUGUAUGUCUGCAUUGUUUUCCAUUUGUUAUGAAAGCUUGAGUGACUGUUCUGUUCUGUUCUGUCAUACUAUACAUUUCCCACAAUCAACCUCUCAACUGUUUUGACCUCAGCCCUGAUGCAAAACUGAGGCCCUGGCAAGAAAUGACCACUAGCUCCAAGAACAGUCUCUCCAACCCUGUUCUUGGAGCGAUACUCUCCUGUAGGUUUUAACUCCAACCGUAAUCUAGCGGUUCUGAUUCCAAUUAAUUAGCUGGUUGAUGAGCUGAAUCAGGUUAGUUACAACUGGGGUUAGUGCCAAAACCUACAGGAGGGUUAGCAUUAAAACCUACAGGAAGGUUAGCAUUGAAACCUACAGGAGGGUUAGCAUUAAAAGCUAUAGGAGGGUUAGCAUUAAGGAGGGUUGGCAUUAAAACCUACAGGAGGGUUUGCAUUAAAACCUACAGGAGGGUUAGCAUUAAAACCUACAGGAGGGUUAGCAUUAAAACCUACAGGAGGGUUAGCAUUAAAACCUACAGGAGGGUUAGCAUUAAGGAGGGUUGGCAUUAAAACCUACAGGAGGGUUAGCAUUAAGGAGGGUUGGCAUUAAAACCUACAGGAGUGUUGGCAUUAAAACCUACAGGAGGGUUAGCAUUAAAACCUUCAGGAAGGUUGGCAUUAAAACCUUCAGGAAGGUUGGCAUUAAGGAGGGUUGGCAUUAAAACCUACAGGAGGGUUAGCAUUAAAACCUUCAGGAAGGUUGGCAUUAAAACCUUCAGGAAGGUUGGCAUUAAGGAGGGUUGGCAUUAAAACCUACAGGAGGGUUAGCAUUAAAACCUACAGGAGGGCUCCUGCACAGGUUCCAUUCUGGUCUCAUGGUGGAAGGUGACUAUGUGAGUUUAUAGAUAAUUUAAUGUGAUUUGAUUUGACAUUGAACCUCCUCAUAUGAGACAUGACAUGAAGACAAACAUUUUCUUGUAUUGAAAUAUGUUUUUUAUUUUAUUUUUUAUUUCAUCAGUGAUUUACUUUCUCCUUACACAGCUUUAUUCCAUUGUUAUUGUCAUUGUCACACCACUGAUUCUUACAGGAAAUAGUUCAAUCCCAACUUCCUUAAGUCAGACUUUCACUUAGAGUCCGAUUCAAUCUGAUCUGCUUCGGCCGACGUCCGAAAACCUGACGUUUUGACGUUGUUGGUGAAACUGCGUUCGAGCUGUCAGAUUCACAAGCGCCUUUCAUCAUUACACCUGUACGUUUUAACUCGGACUCCUCACCAGGCUCGCUUCGUCCUCGUGUGGGUACUAGCAAGCUAGGCAGUGCUAGGUAACAACAGCCAAUCCAGUAGAGUCUGGAAGCUAUAGUGACCUUCGAUUGGUCAAGCGUCCAGCGAUGUUGCAGAGUAUUUGCAUAAAGUUCGUUGGUCCGGCCCUCUCCCAUGCUCGCACCACUCAACGGUCCCACCCCCUCCCCGCCCACUUUGCUUCUCUUCCAAUUGGAAAUCAAUGGUUUUCCGUAGUUUCAGUUUCAUCACCCACCUGACAUCAUCUUCAGUUAAUGGCCCGUUGAUACUAGGAGGUGGAAUCUCACGGUGAAACAUCAAGAAGCAAUUCACUUUCAAUGGAAGGAAAGCAAGAGAAAUGGAGAGGGACCGAACAUGGGAAAGGGAGCUGAAUGAGGCGGGACUUAAGUUGGGGAAAGCUGAACUUUAUUCAAAUCCUCCACGAUAUUGUGACGUAAGUGACCAAUCGAAGCUCACCAUAGCUUCCAACCCUUAAUGGGUUGGCUGACAAUGGCUGUUGAUGCCAGUGGAGGCGGGUGGGAGGAGCUAUAGGAGAACGGGCUCAGUGUAAUGGCUGGAGUGGAAUCAAUGGAACGGUAUCAAACACAUCAAAACAUAUGGAAACCACGUGUUUGACUCCAUUCCAUUGAUUCAAUUCCACUCCAGCCAUAACAAUAAGCCUGCCUUCCUAUAGCUCCUCCCACCAACCUCCUCUGGUUGAUAUGUAGCAUUACCUAGCUUGCUUUUGGCUGAAUGUAGUCACAUGAAGAGAAAUUCCAACGCAGCCUUGUUGACCAAUAGGAACACUGGAAUGUGAGAUGUAAUCUACACCUCCAUUAGGAACACUGGAAUGUGAGAUGUAAUCUAAACCUCCAAUAGGAACACUGGAAUGUGAGAUGUAAUCUACACCUCCAAUAGGAACACUGGAAUGUGAGAUGUAAUCUACACCUCCAUUAGGAACACUGGAAUGUGAGAUGUAAUCUACACCUCCGUUAGGAACACUGGAAUGUGAGAUGUAAUCUAAACAUCCAAUAGGAACACUGGAAUGUGAGAUGUAAUCUAAACAUCCAAUAGGAACACUGGAAUGUGAGAUGUAAUCUACACCUCCAAUAGGAACACUGGAAUGUGAGAUGUAAUCUACACCUCCGUUAGGAACACUGGAAUGUGAGAUGUAAUCUACACCUCCAAUAGGAACACUGGAAUGUGAGAUGUAAUCUACACCUCCAAUAGGAACACUGGAAUGUGAGAUGUAAUCUAAAUGUGAGAUGUAAUCUAAACAUCCAAUAGGAACACUGGAAUGUGAGAUGUAAUCUACACCUCCAAUAGGAACACUGGAAUGUGAGAUGUAAUCUACACCUCCAAUAGGAACACUGGAAUGUGAG